Molecule: messenger RNA, 2238 nt
Organism: Danio aesculapii
Lineage: Eukaryota; Metazoa; Chordata; Actinopteri; Cypriniformes; Danionidae
Gene: nicn1
Product: nicolin 1
Exons: 7
Coding region: 373-1002 (209 amino acids)
Cellular component (GO): nucleoplasm
Source: RefSeq, a predicted model, not a curated record
CUAUAUUUCACUCUCCCCAAGAAAGCAGCCAUCGCAUUCGAAAAGCGAUCGGGUUCUCCUGAGAGCAGAGGGAGAAACAAGGAGCGAUUCAAGCGGUCAAGGCGAAGCUAAAACCAGGCCAGAGCGUCUGCCAAGAGGGAUUACAGGGGGCAGCUGGUGAGGGACGUUUUAUAUCAAUAACGCAAGGGCGCUUCGGGUCAUCAACUACAAGCACAAAGUCGGCCCUUUUCUCAACUUUGAAACCAGCCAAACCAGUUUCACCACGGCUUUUGAAAACCAGCGACCCCUUUUGUGUCCUUUCCACGUCACUUCACACGACUGACCUUCACAGCAAAACUGGAGGACGUUUCAUUUCCCUCGGGCAGCUCAGUGAUGAGUGCUGAAUCAGUUAGCUGCACAGUGAAGUCUCCUGUGGCUCUGCAGACUGGAGAUGCAGUAUCUGAUUCCUCUCGUCCCGGUGUCUACAUUACAGACAUCACCCUCGCCGAGCCUGUGAAUAUUCAGGAAAUCUCCUUCAGGAACUUCUACACGGCGUAUCUGACGGUGCGUCUGCAGAGGAGGCACGGCGGGUCUGCGUCAAAGUGGGUCACAUGUCUGAAAAACUACUGCCUUAUGGGCAACCCACACGCUGAGGCUGGGUCACAUGACUAUUUCUCCAUCUAUAGACAACAGAUGUCGACGGAGCCUGAUAAUGUGACGACAGUAAGACUCAUCUUGCGACAGCCUUCCUCUGAGUGGCUCAGUUUCAGCAUCGAGGAGAUUAACAUUUAUCCUUGCACAAAAGAGGACUCUGAACGUGAUGUUCCUGCCUGGUUGUCCACUCUUACGCCUGUAGAUGAACCUCUUGAUCUUAAAGGUCUUCCUGAUCCAGAAACAGUUUCCUCCAGCAUUCAGCAGAUGUGGGCUCUCACUGAGAUCAUGCAGGCCAGCCAAACCGCAGCUUCAAUCGGACGCUUCGAUGUUGAAGGAUCUUAUGAUGUCAAAUUACUGUCGUACACAUAAUGGGCCUCAUAAUCGGACCGAACUUUGACUUGUAGUUCAUUCAGAAUUUAAAGGGAUUGCUUCAUUCAGUAUUUAUAAUUGGUGAAUGGUGCCCGAGAUUUUGAAGCUCCUAAAAGCACAUCCAUACAACUCCACUGAGUUCAUGUAGGAAGCUGAAAACCAUAAAUAAUAGUUUUAAGUAAGGAAUAAUUAACGAUGGGCCAUUGAAUUAUUCAAAAUGUUUAUAAUGGAAGUGAAUGGUGUCCGAGUUUUUGAAGCUCCAAAAAGCACAUCCAUCUAUGAUAAAAGUAAUCCGUUCAACUCAAUUGAGUUCAUGUAGGAAGCAGGAAAUCAAUAAUAGUUUUAAGUAAGGAAUAAUUGAUGAUGAGCCUUUGAAUUAUUUUAAAAGUUUAUAAUGGAAGUGAAUGGUGCCCGAGUUUUUGAAGCUCCAAAAAAGCACAUCCAUCUAUAAUAAAAGCAAUCCGUUCAACUCAAUUGAGUUCAUGUAGGAAGCAGGAAAUUGAUAAUAGUUUUAAGUAAGGAAUAAUUGAUGAUGAGGCUUUGAAUUAUUCUAAAAGUUUAUAAUGGAAGUGAAUGGUGCCCGAGUUUUUGUAGCUCCAAAAAAGCACAUCCAUCUAUAAUAAGAAAUCCAAAGAACUCCAUUGGAUUAAGAAGCUGGAAAUCGAUAAUAGUUUUAUGGAAGGAAUAAUUGAUGAUGAGGCUUUGAACUAUUCUAAAAGUUUAUAAUGGAAGUGAAUGGUGCCCGAGUUUUUGUAGCUCCAAAAACACAUCCAUCUAUAAUAAAAGUAAUCCAGUCAACUCAAUUGAGUUCAUGUAAGAAGCUGGAAAUAAAUAAUAAUUUUAAGUAAGGAAUAAUUGAUGAGAAGCCUUUGAAUUCUAAAAGUUUAUAAUGGAAGUGAAUGGUGCCCGAGUUUUUAAAGCUCCAAAAACACUUCAAUCUAUAAUAAAAGCAAUCCAUACAACAUCACUGAGUUCAUGAAGGAAGCAGGAAACUAUAAAUAAUAAUUGUAAGGAAUAAUUGAUGAAGGGCCAUUCGGAAAAUGUGUAAACGUACUCCACUUCAUGUCGUGGCCACAUCACCACCCCGAGGUCUAAUAAUUCAGUUUAAGUGCAGUUUAAAAAAGGCUUUCAGCACAAGUUCAAGAGCUUGUACCGUCUAAAAUAUUAAGAAUGUGAAUGUAUUUAUUUGCUCAUUUGUGUCGUCACAUUCAAUAAAAAACAUAUUUCAUGCAUAGA